Carlito syrichta (Philippine tarsier) is the source of this 1928-nucleotide messenger RNA. RefSeq names its product F-box protein 7 (gene FBXO7). Gene Ontology annotation, biological process: positive regulation of autophagy of mitochondrion; autophagy of mitochondrion. The record is from RefSeq and is a predicted model, not a curated record. Gene Ontology annotation, molecular function: protein kinase binding. Lineage: Eukaryota; Metazoa; Chordata; Mammalia; Primates; Tarsiidae. Bases 50 to 1621 code for a protein of 523 amino acids. The transcript has 9 exons.
GUCGCCGUGUGAAGCCCGAGCGGGCCCCGCUCCGCGGCCGGCCGGCGCCAUGAAGCUGCGCGUGCGGAUUCAGAAGCGGACCUGGCCGCUGGAGGUGCCCGGAGCGGAGCCCACGCUGGGGCAGCUGCGCGCGCACCUGAGCCAGGCCCUGCUGCCCACCUGCGGGCACAGUUCUGAUACCCGAUUUGCAAUUACAUUGAACAACAAGGAUGCCCUCACUGGAGAUGAAGAGACCUUGGCUUCAUAUGGGAUUGUUUCUGGGGACUUGAUAUGUUUGAUUCUUGAAGAUGCCAUUCCAGCACCUAACUUACCUUCAUCCACAGAUUCAGAGCAUUCUUCACUUCAGAGUAAUGACCAACCCUCUUUGGCUACCAGCUCCAAUCAGGCCAGCAUACGGGAUGAACAACUGAGUGGGUCAUUCCAAGGACAGGCAGCCCAAUCUGAUGUCUGGAAUACUGGCGAUAUGGCAGAGCCUAGUCAAAAUGUUGAAGCUGAGUCAAUUCAGGAUGUUGUGAUUAUGGAAGAGGUCACAGGUUUCUAUCCCUCAGAACCCAUGCUCUGCAGUGAAUCAGUGGACGGGCAAGUGCCACAUUCGCUGGAGACCUUAUAUCAGUCAGCUGACUGUUCUGAUGCCAGUGAUGCUUUAAUAGUGUCGAUACAUCUUCUUAUGUUGGAGUCAGGCUACAUACCUCAGGGGACUGAAGCCAAAGCAGUGUCCAUGCCAGAGAAGUGGAAGUCUCGUGGUGUGUACAAGCUGCAGUACACACACCCUCUCUGUGAGGGCGGCUCUUCUUCUCUCACCUGUGUGCCUUUGGGAAACCUGGUCGUCAUAAAUGCUACACUAAAAAUCAACAAUGAGAUUAGAAGUGUGAAAAAAUUGCAGCUGCUGCCAGAAUCUUUUAUUUGUAAAGAGGAACCAGGGGAAAACGUAGCUAAGAUAUACAAAGAUCUUCCGAAGCUCUCCCGCCUCUUCAAAGACCAGCUGGUGUAUCCUCUUCUGGCUUUUACCCGACAAGCACUGAACCUACCAGAUGUAUUUGGGUUGAUUGUCCUCCCAUUGGAGCUGAAGCUACGGAUCUUCCGACUUUUGGAUGUUCGUUCGGUCCUGGCUUUAUCUGCAGUUUGUCGUGACCUAUUAAUUGCUUCAAAUGACCCACUUCUGUGGAGGUGUUUAUAUUUGCGUGAUUUUCGAGAUAAUACUAUUAGAGUUCGAGACACAGACUGGAAAGAACUGUACAGGAAGCGGCACAAGCAAAGAAAAGAAGCCCAGAGAGGCCGGCAUGUAAUGUUCCUGCCGUCGUCACCCCACCCCAUUCCAUUUUACCCCAACCCCUUGAGCCCCAGGCCCUUUCCUCCCAGCUCCCUCCUUCCUCCAGGAAUUAUUGGGGGUGAAUAUGAUGAAAGACCAUCACUGCCCUAUGUUGGGGACCCAAUCAAUUCACUCAUUCCUGGGCCUGGGGAGACCCCCAGCCGGUUCCCUCCACUGAGACCACGUUUUGAUCCAAUUGGCCCAUUUCCAGGACCUAACCCCAUCUUGCCAGGGCGAGGUGGCCCCAAUGACAGAUUUCCCUUCAGACCCAGCAGGGGUCGGCCAACUGACAGCCGGCUGCCUUUCAUGUGAUUGCCUUGAGAUCUCACUUCUGGAGCUCCAUUUGCUUUUGGUUUUGUUUUUAAAACUACAGACAUCAUCUCCUUGGGGUGCUGAUCUCUAGUGUUAUUUUCUGAUUGUGGUGGUGAGAAAUGCACUCCCAGGUAUUUUUCAAUAGACAUAUUUACAGCUCCAGGGGUGGUAGGGCCUGAAGGUUACUCUGUGACAAGGCUGCCUUGGGAAUAGUGGCCACUGCUUUCCCUGCUCUGGUUUCCUCUGUAGAAUAAAGGCUGUUUCCUGAUGAUGUUCUGCACCAGAUUAAAAAGAAGUGUAAAUUGCA